AUGAGUGAUAGAAGUUCAUCGUCACCGCAGAGGCGGCUGGAAGAUACCUUCCCACUUCGAACAGCGUUACCAUCCAGAGAACCAUCCCGAGAAGACAUCGAGCUUGCUCGAAAACUGCUAGGCCAAUCACAAGCGGCAGCAAAUAACAAUGAAACUAGUCACAACGAGCCGCAGGCGAGAAACAGUCAGUCGCCAUCGAACGAGCAGCAAAGAACCGGUUCAACAAGUCCGAACUUGGACAGAGUACGACAAAUCACUCCUAGAUCAGAAGGAGAACAAUCACAAUCUUAUGCGCCUGUGACUUCGCAACCUGAUGCUGCUCCGAGUGGACAGGUGUGCAGCAACUGUGGAACAAGUAGAACACCCUUAUGGCGUCGAUCACCUCAAGGUGCCACCAUUUGCAAUGCUUGCGGGCUCUACUUAAAGGCACGAAAUGCCUCGAGACCAACCAACCUGAAGAGACCUCCUUCAGUUGUACCUCCACCAUCAGGACAAAUUACAGCAGACCAAAGGACGUCACCAGCGCGUACUGGCCAAACUCAUCACAGUGCAUCUGGCGCUACUUAUGUUGCAGCAGACCAUACCCCCGUAGGAUCAUGUCCAGGAGGUGGACGGUGCAAUGGUACAGGAGGAGCUGAAGGUUGCAGUGGCUGUCCUGCUUUCAACAACCGAGUCUCAAAGAGCGCACAUUUCGCAACUUCUCAACAGACACCAACAGCAACCUCACAAUCCUCGAAUGACCAACCCACAGAUGCCCCUUCGCCGAUAGACGUUGCUUCUUUGAGCAUUCAAAACCAAAAUACAACUGUUGUGGUCGCAUGUCAGAAUUGUGGAACAACGAUUACCCCAUUAUGGAGGAGAGACGAAAGUGGCCAUACCAUAUGCAAUGCUUGUGGCUUGUACUACAAGUUACAUGGCGUCCACCGACCUGUUACAAUGAAGAAAUCGGUUAUCAAGCGACGCAAACGUGUCGUACCCGCCUCUCACGGUACACAGGCAUCCGGGAUCGAUGUCGCAAGUAAUUCGAUGGGAUCUCCAGAGUCGGAUCAACCUUCACCUCCAGCAGAAGCGCCGCGGGGUAGCCUGAAUCCAGACGGAUCAGUAAACCUAGGAUUUCGAAUGCGCAAUGAUCAGGCAAAAUCUAUACUACCAGAACCCAUCUCCACUUCACGGGCACAGAAUGGUCAAUUACCCAGCUCAGAUCUUACCGCGUACGCUUCAACUUCCCAGGCCCACUUACAUGAACACACCGAUUCCCUCAACGAUGACAACCGACUACCACCAAUGGCUUCAUAUCCUUCACCUAGCCAACAACGCCCCUCCCUAUCGCCAAACUCUUUCCUCUCGCCCUCAAGAAAACGGUCCUUUUCUGCCACCGAGAUCGAGCCUCUCCCAUCCCUAUCCGAUUCAAAUCCAACCUCAACAAACCCCAAACGUCUCAGCUCCAUAAAAUCGAUCCUAAAUCCUGGCUACGUAGACAUCGACUCCGCAGACCGAGCCAACGAUCGCCGAAGUCCAGGUCCAAGUCGGUACUCGAAUCAACCCAGUCCCAGCAUGAACAGCGGCUACGCAACAAGCCCCGCAAAUAGCGCAGUCGGAAGCGCAUUAAGCAGCGCAAGGGAUCCUCAAAGCGAGAGCGAAAGGGCGAAAAUGGAAAGAAGAGAAAUGCUUCAACGUGAAGCAGAAAAAAUGAGAGAGGCGCUCAAAGCCAAGGAAAGGGAACUGGAAGAAUUAGGAAUGAAUGAGUGA
This is a messenger RNA of Mollisia scopiformis, 1749 nucleotides long. RefSeq lists its product as uncharacterized. Gene Ontology annotation, molecular function: DNA-binding transcription factor activity, RNA polymerase II-specific; zinc ion binding; RNA polymerase II cis-regulatory region sequence-specific DNA binding. The transcript is spliced from 3 exons. NCBI's taxonomy places the organism in Eukaryota, Fungi, Ascomycota, Leotiomycetes, Helotiales, Mollisiaceae. Bases 1 to 1749 code for a protein of 582 amino acids. Gene Ontology annotation, biological process: negative regulation of transcription by RNA polymerase II; positive regulation of transcription by RNA polymerase II. The record is from RefSeq and is a predicted model, not a curated record.